ACUGAGACAUUACAGAACUGUGCGUUAUAGAAACGACACUUCCAAUUUGUGAAUUUAAAGAAACGGUGCUAUUUUGGGAUUAAUACUAAAUAGACAUUCUAGUGUUAACGUGUUAAGAUAAUUCUGACAGAUAGGUUCGAUGGUUGGACCUCUGACAAAUUAUCUUCAAUUGUGUUCCGUGCGGUGAGGCAUUAUAUUUUGGAAAUAAUUGAUAGGCGGAAGAUUUGAGAUAAGUUAUUGUAAGUAGCAUAAUAAGGACUUAUAAUAGUGAUUAGCAGAUAGAAGACACUUCUAUUGUGGUGACGUUGAAGUAUUUCAGUGUUAAUUAUCGACGACUAGCCACUGAGCUCGUACCGCGCUUUGCACGGGAAACAUAUAUUCAUUCAUUACUUUGCCACUUGGUGGGAGUUAGUUUCUUUAAACGUCACGCGUGCUCGUUGAUCAACUGUCGGUGUUUGGACUUUAUUUUCGGUGCUCGAACAUCAAUGAGGAUGAUGCGGUUACUUCCGGUUCUUUUGGUUGUGCUAGUGGUGGAGCAAGCUCGUGCAUCGUGGUGGUAUCUUGGAGUUCUGGGAACCUCUGGUAGUCUGUCCCGUGACACGCGACAGAUAUCCGACCCGGCGGCCGCCUGCGAUAACUCGCCCUACCUGGACGCGACACAGAGGGAGCUCUGCCGGAAGGAGAAACGCCUCCUCGACGUAAUCGGCGCUGGUGCUUCAAUGGGCAUCGAGGAGUGCAAGUUUCAGUUCAAGGGACGCCGUUGGAACUGCACGACGUUCAACAACACCGACGUAUUUGGCAACGUCAUCAAAAUAAAGAGUCGAGAGACAGCCUACAUUUACGCCAUUUCGUCUGCCGGCGUAAUGUACAGCGUCACCCGCGCUUGCGCACAGGGAUCGCUUGACGGCUGCGGAUGCGACGACACGGUUCGCGCUCAGUCUACGGAAGGGGAAUUCGAGUGGGGCGGUUGCUCGGAGGACCUCCACUAUGGCGCCAAGUUUGCGGAGGAUUUUGUGGAUUCGAAGGAGAAGGCGAAAACGGAAGCCGGGAAUGAGGCGACGGUGGAAGUGGACGCGGAAUUCAGCCUCAUGAAUCUGUGGAACAAUAAGGCCGGUCGAUUGGCCACACGCGAGGAAGUCGAUCUUGUUUGCAAGUGUCACGGCGUGUCCGGUUCCUGCUCGGUGAAGGUCUGCUGGAAGAAGAUGCGCCCCUUCCGGGACAUAGGAAACGCUCUUAAGGAGAAGUUCGACGGCGCCAGCCUUAUGAAGGUCCACCGCCGGAAGCUGAAGCUUCGCCCGAUCAGCCCCGACAUGAAGCGACCGACUCGCGACGAUCUCGUUUAUCUCGAAAACUCCCCGGAUUUCUGUGAGCCCAACAUAAAGAAGGGAUCUUUGGGUACACGCGGUCGCGAGUGCAACAAGGACAGCUACGGACUCGACGGCUGUAACUUGAUGUGCUGCGGUCGGGGUUACUACACCGUCGUGAAGGAGUUCACUGAAGACUGCGACUGCAAGUUCUUUUGGUGCUGCAGGGUGGAAUGUCAGAAGUGCACAUACAAGAAGGAGAUUCACUACUGCAACUGAGCAGUCGAUUAACAGGGCACUCAUAAUUACCUUAUAAUUACGGCGGAGUGCAACUGUCAUGUUGUGAUCUCUCUCGCAAGAACAUCCAGCGCGUGUUUUCGUUCGCAGCGGACUACUUUCGUAGAGGAAUGUGCGUGUAUAGACGUCUAUCACUCCGACUGGGUAAUUCUUGGAAUUACAACACACCAAAUGUGCUUCUUUUAAUAGACAGUGACUAUUUGCAGUGCGUCCUUCCAUUUGUGAUAGUAAAAUUUGUGGAAGAUGAACUCUUAAGCCUGAAAGCAGUGUGAAAUUAAGAUUGCGCAUGCGCAACGUGAAAUAUUUAUACACAUGGAAAGUAAAACGACAAUUUGCUACUCAAACUGGCAAAGGGUUUCAUUUCCGACUAAUUUGAAAUCGACAAAGCGACACCCUGUGUUUAGUGCUGGUCGGACGCUAAUUGAAAACAGCGCCAUCUAGUUGUUAGGCAGCAAUUUCGACAGGGUUUAUAGGGCCUAAUUAAAGGGUUCCGCAUUUGUGGCCACCUUGAUGUAUAUGUACAAUAAUUACACGCGUGUCCACUGUUUUUACUGCAAAUGACAUUUUGCAAACAGUAUUAGUGCUAUAGAAAUAUUUUCUACUUUCUUUGUUUAGAAUGCUUAUUCAUUUUCCACCAACCAUGUACUGAUUUCAUAAAUGUAUAUAACCAUCUUUCAUCUCAUCGAUCAUUAUCUGUUAUAUAAUAUAUUAUAUUGUUUGUCGUAAUUGUAAAAUAAAUGAAAAAAGCUCA
Molecule: messenger RNA, 2352 nt
Organism: Dreissena polymorpha
Lineage: Eukaryota; Metazoa; Mollusca; Bivalvia; Myida; Dreissenidae
Product: protein Wnt-4-like
Exons: 4
Coding region: 486-1583 (365 amino acids)
Biological process (GO): cell fate commitment; neuron differentiation; multicellular organism development
Cellular component (GO): extracellular region
Molecular function (GO): frizzled binding; cytokine activity
Source: RefSeq, a predicted model, not a curated record